AUGUACUUGACGCAGCUGCUCUCGGCCCUUGCGCUCGGCGGCGUUGCCGCGGCCGGACGAUCUACCCGUCAUGUCGGUGGAUUCGCAGACAGGCUGCAAAACUCGGGACGAAACAUUGCAGCGGACCUGCCUCUGAUGCCGCGCGAUUUCCAAGCGUCCGCCAAGCGCGCUACUGCGGCAUCUCAGUUCCUCACCAAUACAACCUCAAAAUUCGUUGUAAACGGUACCGCCAUACCUGACGUCGACUUCGACGUCGGUGAGUCGUAUGCUGGCUUGAUCCCCCUGGACACUGGCGCCAAUAGCAGCGACAGCGAGCUGUAUUUCUGGUUCUUUCCCUCGGAGAACCCGGCAGCUAAUAAGGAAAUCCUCAUCUGGCUCAACGGAGGGCCUGGAUGUUCAUCCCUUGAAGGCUUCCUGCAAGAAAACGGCCCGUUUCUGUGGCAAUAUGGCACUUACAAGCCGGUUGCCAACCCUUACAGCUGGCACAAGCUCACGAACGUUGUCUGGGUAGAGCAGCCUGUCGGCACCGGCUUCUCUCAAGGCAUUCCUACGGCGACCUCGGAGGAGGAUGUCGCCAAGCAGUUCAUGAGUUGGUUCAAGAACUUCGUGGACGCGUUCGGCAUGCAGGGCUACAGCGUCUACAUCACGGGCGAGUCGUACGCUGGCCAAUACGUGCCUUACAUUGCCAGCGCCAUGCUGGAUGCCAACGACACGACCUACUACAACGUCUCAGGAAUCAUGAUCUACGAUCCCAGCAUCGCUUAUGACUACCUGCAGAGCGCGGUCACUGUCCUGCCUUUCGUCGAGUCUAACGCUGCCGUCUUCCCCUUCAACGACACCUUCUGGGCCGACAUUCGAGCCCGCGAUGCCGCCUGCGGCUACGCUGACUUCCGCGACAAAUUCCUGUCCUUCCCGCCGCCUAGCCUUCUUCCCGGGCCCGAUGAUCUCCCAAGUGUGAACAAUGAUUCAUGCCAGAAUCUGUACUGGGAUAUCUACGAUGCUGUGAUGGCCGUGAACCCUUGCUUCGACAUUUAUGCUGUCGCAACGACAUGUCCAUUGCUGUGGGAUGUUCUAGGAUUCCCCGGGUCUUUCGGAUAUCAGCCGGAGGGCGCUUCGAUCUACUUCAACCGCACGGAUGUGCAGGCGGCCAUCAACGCCCCGAAGAUUGAGUGGGAAGAAUGCGCUAGCGGGGACGUCUUCGUCGGUGGAGGUGACUCUUCGCUGCCUUCCUCGGUGACUGUCCUCCCUGGCGUCAUCGAGCGCACGCAGAACGUGAUCGUUGGCCACGGAGCUCUGGACAUGGUCCUGAUCGCAAACGGAACCCUGCUGUCCAUCCAGAACAUGACCUGGGGCGGAGCUCAAGGCUUCCAGACCGCCCCCAAGGACCCCUUCUACGUGCCGAACCACGACGAGCCAUCCUUGAGCACUAUCGCCGCAUCUGGCGUCAUGGGCACAACGCAUACGGAGCGCGGGCUGACCUACGUCGGCAUUGUCCUGUCGGGCCACAUGGUCCCCCAAUAUCAGCCGACAGCGGCGUACAGGCAACUCGAGGUCUUGCUGGGCCGCGUGAGCAGCUUGAGCUCCGUAGACCCAUUCACCACAGACGCCAACGUCACGCAGGUGACUGCUUCGGAAUUGGCGGCUGAGGGCGGUAACUUCCCUUAA
Messenger RNA from Diaporthe amygdali, 1665 nucleotides. Its product is annotated as carboxypeptidase precursor. The record is from RefSeq and is a predicted model, not a curated record. Bases 1 to 1665 code for a protein of 554 amino acids. NCBI's taxonomy places the organism in Eukaryota, Fungi, Ascomycota, Sordariomycetes, Diaporthales, Diaporthaceae. The transcript has 5 exons. Gene Ontology annotation, biological process: proteolysis. Gene Ontology annotation, molecular function: serine-type carboxypeptidase activity.